AUGCAUGCAGUAGAGGACAAGUCGGGGUUGGAACCGGAUUCCCGACAGGAAAGCCGAGAUGCGCUGCCCAGAGGCCUCAAGCAGGCAGCGGCCACGUCUCUCCACUGUCAGAAGUCUUCCUCCUCGGUGCCUGCUGAGGACCGAGCCCGCGCGGGGUCACCGGGCGCCGCGGAGACGAGCAGGCGGGACGCUGCCGUGAUGCCGGUCUCCACUCGCUUCGGAGGGGCCUCGCCUCUGUCCGGCCGCCCCCACCCGGGGCCACUGAGGAGGGGGCCACUGAGGAGAGGGCAGCGGAGGAGCGGCGGUUUGCCAUCUCGGUUCAGGAGUAAGUCAAGUUACCUGAGGUCUUGUUGUAAGCAAAGAAUCCAUGGAUAUAUUAAAGAGGUGCACGCUCGUGCCUCUGUGAUGAACAGAGUGGCUCAAAAAGAAUUAAAACGAGUUCUCACCUCUAUGUGCCGAAAACUCAAGUCAAAGAAGUAUAACAGCAGCUAUUUCGACAGAAAAGCAAAGGCCAGUGACAGGCUCUGCAAUUUAGAAGGCUGGUUCACCUGUCAGGGCCCCUUUGACCUGGAGAUGUGUCUUUACAAGCAUUACAUAAACCCCUAUAGCAAAAGGGAGAGCCGGCUCCUCUUCAGCACCUGGAACCUGGAUCAUAUAAUAGAGAGGCGAAUUGUGGUGCGUACACUUCUGAAGGCAGUUCAGCAAAGGAGGAAGAUCAACUGUGCAUAUUUCUAUAAUUUACUCUUUACGUCUGAUAACCUGAAGCUGGUUCACAUUGCUUGCCAUAAGAAGACAGCGCACAAGCUUCAGUGUGACCAUAAUAAGAUCUACCGGCCCUUGGCAAGAUCCAAGAAGCAGUCGCCAUCUAGGGAAGAAAGGCCUGUCUGCAGGAAGCUCCUGCAGGAGCAGCACCUGGGGUGA
Chionomys nivalis (European snow vole) is the source of this 921-nucleotide messenger RNA. RefSeq names its product DNA fragmentation factor subunit beta-like. Gene Ontology annotation, cellular component: cytoplasm; nucleus. The transcript has 6 exons. Lineage: Eukaryota; Metazoa; Chordata; Mammalia; Rodentia; Cricetidae. The coding region runs from base 1 to 921 and encodes 306 amino acids. The record is from RefSeq and is a predicted model, not a curated record. Gene Ontology annotation, molecular function: DNA endonuclease activity. Gene Ontology annotation, biological process: apoptotic DNA fragmentation.